Arabidopsis lyrata subsp. lyrata is the source of this 1164-nucleotide messenger RNA. RefSeq lists its product as uncharacterized. The transcript is spliced from 5 exons. Lineage: Eukaryota; Viridiplantae; Streptophyta; Magnoliopsida; Brassicales; Brassicaceae. Bases 1 to 1164 code for a protein of 387 amino acids. The record is from RefSeq and is a predicted model, not a curated record.
AUGACUUCUGAUUCCGAGAGACCCAAAUCCCCAUCCUUUGAAAGAGGCUCUAGUAACGACGAGUGCACCCGCCCGGGUGACAUCGCUGGUCCACAUUACAUGUCUACAUGUACUCUCCAAUCUCUUAAUCAAUUGAGAGAUCUCUGUCAGAUUCCUUCUGGAAUCAUGGCUGAAUCGAUGCUGCCCGGUCCUAUGGAAUCUCCGGAAAGCCAUCGUGACGACUAUUUCUGUGUUUACGAGGUCUAUUUCAAGGGUUGCGGGCUAACCUUUCCUCUUCCUGAGGCCUUAAUCCGAUACUUGGCAGCCCUUCGCACCAUCCUUGGGAUUAUAAGUGUAGCGGCGGAAGCCGGGUAUGUUAUCGGAGUCCCCGAAUUGAAUGAACUUCUUAGCGUAAGGACUUUCAUCGCUCCAUCUAUCCCGUCCGAGGAAUUCAUCGAGUUCUUCAAAAUAGUCCUCGAAGGGGAAACCCUUUGGAACUCUUUUACACUUGAACGAUUCCUAGAAGCUAACCACAGACUCAGGAUGAGUCCCCCAGGUCAGCUUCACCAACUUCCGCCUCCUCCCUCAAUUCAGGGGAUGUCAUCUUGGGCCCUUGCGGCCAAGCGCAAGGCGCUCUCCAAGCCGAUAGCUGAGGCUUGCGAGGAGAAAAAAGAAUUUCUUGCGGCUUCUAUAGAUAAGAAGGACUACAGUAGAACCUUGCUUGUUGACGAUGGCAGUGCCGAAGGGGCCAGAUCCGCUGCUGCUUUCAGACCGACACCUCGGCGCGAACGUCGUGGUGAGCGUUCUCCUCGGAAGGCCCGAUCUCCUCGUCGUGACUCUCCUCGUCCUUUCCGAGAUGACUUUAGCAAUGAACCGCUUAAGAACUUGCCUGACAGCGAGAAGACUGCCCGGAGUACAUCUCCUAAAAAGGGAGAUUCUGAGUCUCGAGAUGCUUCCUCGAAGUUGAAGCCUGUUCUUGUCCCCCAAGUCAAAUCGCUUUCAGAAUCACCUCCCAUAAGUGAGUCGGGUCUAGACUGGGCAGGCUCAAGUGGGACGGAAGAUGUCGUCCCACCCGAAGUUCCUGCGGCACCGGAGGUCACCCCGGAGGAUGGUUGUACCGUGGAGGGCGGACCAGGAGCUCCAUCUGACCAAGCAUCAGUCGAGGAGGCGAAUGACGACUGCUGA